Messenger RNA from Exaiptasia diaphana, 1200 nucleotides. RefSeq lists its product as uncharacterized. The transcript has a single exon. The coding region runs from base 1 to 1200 and encodes 399 amino acids. The record is from RefSeq and is a predicted model, not a curated record. Lineage: Eukaryota; Metazoa; Cnidaria; Anthozoa; Actiniaria; Aiptasiidae.
AUGGAAAAGUCGAAAUUUACAAAAAACAAAGCUAAAAAAGUAACUGCUGCUAAACAAGCCUUGCAUGAUGAGAAUAAAAGACCUAAAAAGAAGAGACGUAUCUUACAAUACAGCAGACAGUCGAAGGACGAUGACGGUGGUGUUGACAUGACACAACUUCGUGAAGAGCUGAAGAAGAAAAACAAAGAAAUUGAAAAGCUACAGGCCCAAGUUGAAAAUUUACUGCAAGAGCAGAAAUCGCAAGAAAAGAACUUCGACAUACUUUUUUCUGGAUUGAAGAGAGGGCAAUUUUCGUAUGGAAAUUUAAAAGAACAACCAAGUAAAGUUUUUGAUUUAAGUGGUUUCUCUAUAGAAGAGUUUGAUUGCCUUUAUCACUGUGUUCAGCCUUUUGUCCAUCUUAUAUGUUAUCCAGAUUGUAAAACUGAUGGACUACUCACCAAUAACAGAAAACUUGACUUAAAAACUGAACUGAUGACAUUUUUUACUGUGAGCAGACACUCACUUCACUUGAGUGUGAUGGCAUGGAUGGUACAAGGUAGUGAGGCAACCAUUUCAAGGUGCUUUUGUGGAUGGGCCGUGUUUUUGUCUACUUUAUUCGACUGUCUUGACCUUCGCCCUUUACCCGGAUUUGUGCAAGCAUUCCUCCCAAAAGUGUUUGAGGAUGCAGGCUUUGCUGAGACAGAGGUGCUUGGUGAUGCUACCGAAUCAUGGAUUGCACAAUCUGAAAACUUUGAGGUGAAUAACAUUACAUUUAGCAACUACAAGAACCAUACCACGGGAAAAACACCUGUAUGGAUCUACCCCCAUGGUGGAUUACUGUGUUGCAGUGACACAUACCCAGGAACUAUAUCUGACAAAGACAUUACUGAACAAUGUGGGGUCCUCGAUAAUGUAAACAAAGGAAAGGUGGUGUUGACUGAUAAGGGCUUCGCAGAGGUUUGUCUCAAAAAAGGUGUAUUGCACAACAGGCCACCAAUGAAAUUUAGUGACCAAUAUAACCAGUCAGAAAUUAGUGUUAACUUUGACAUUGCAACGUUAAGAGUAUAUAAUGAGAAUUACAUAGGACGGAUGAGGGAUUGGACUAUAUUGAACAGCUGCUGGCCUAUGACAAGAAUUGAUCUGCUUGGUCACUGUUUCAAAGUCUUUGCUCAUGUUGUUAAUAUCUUGAAAACACCAGUUGGUCCAAAGGAAUCAAGUUAA